UUGUGUUAAAGUGACGGACUUAACAGGGAAAGCGGAAAUCUAUUAAGUCUUCCUAGUUGCGCAUCCCGCUCGUCACUUGCUUCCGUGACGUCAUCACUGGUGUCAUGGCGAGUCUUGUUUUGUUUUGGUGUGGCGACAGCUGAUCCUGGAUGAGAGAAAGCCCUUGCUUAUAAUGAUUUAGAGUGCUGCUUCUACCCCCCUCAACCCUCUGCGAAGGGCUGACUCGGCGGUGGAAGAGAGGGUCAGGUCCUUCUCCACGGCCUCGGAGGCCUCGGAGGACUCCACCUCAGCUCUUCUCCCCGACGUGGCCUUCGGGCCCGCCUCGUCCUCCUCUGCCGCCGCCAGCCACACGGGCAUGGGUUCUCCGAGGAGCAACAGGGAGAGCCAGCCGCUCCUCGGCGCCAGGCACGAUGUCGACGAGUUCAACCACUGGCCAGAUGACCCACACUUUACAGACUUAGUAAGACAAGCAGAAACAGCCAUUGAGAGUGGAAUUUAUCCCGAGAGGAUAUACCAGGGCUCGAGUGGGAGCUACUUCGUCAAAAACAGCAAUGGGAAAGUCAUUGCUGUGUACAAGCCAAAGGACGAGGAGCCAUAUGGUCGCCUUAAUCCCAAGUGGACCAAGUGGUUGCAUAAGGUGUGCUGCCCAUGCUGUUUUGGGCGGUCAUGCCUUGUGCCCAACCAGGGCUACUUAUCAGAGGCGGGCGCAUCCCUUGUUGACCAGAAGCUGCAGCUGAAUGUUGUUCCUAAAACUAGGGUAGUCAAAUUAGCUAGUGAAACCUUUAAUUACACAAGGAUAGACAGAGAAAAGUCAAGAGCCAAAAAAUUGGUGUCUGAGAGAUUUCCGAAAGUAGGGAGACACUUCCACAGGAUCGGUCUUCCUCCCAAAGUCGGCUCCUUCCAGCUGUUUGUAGAGGGCUUCAAAGAUGCAGACUACUGGCUGCGGAGGUUUGAAGCAGAGCCCUUAGGGGAAACUACCAGCCGGCAAUUCCAGCUCCAGUUUGAGCGGUUGGUUAUCCUCGAUUACAUCAUCCGAAACACGGACCGUGGCAAUGACAAUUGGCUCAUCAAGUAUGACAAGCCAGAAUUGGAUGACCAGGGAGAUGGGGAGGACUGGUCUCUCGUGAAACCCCCAGAAGUGAAAGUAGCAGCUAUUGACAAUGGUCUGGCAUUCCCCUUCAAGCACCCAGAUUCCUGGCGGGCAUAUCCCUACCAUUGGGCGUGGCUUCCUUGGGCCAAGGUCUCCUUUAGCCAGGAGACACGUGACCUGGUGCUCCCCCUCCUCUCAGACAUGAACUUUGUGCAGGAGCUCUGUGAUGACAUGUAUAAUCUUUUCCAGACUGACAAAGGCUUUGAUCGACACAUAUUUGAGCGCCAGAUGUCCGUAAUGCGAGGACAGAUACUGAACCUGACACAGGCCCUUAGAGACGGCAAGAGUCCUGUCCAACUGGUCCAGAUGCCAGCUGUCAUAGUGGAGAGGUCGAAAGGAAGAGUGGGGACAACUGCCCGUUUCCGUUCCUUCAGUGACACCUUCACGCAGUCAUUCCAAGAAAAGAGUCCAUUCUUCUCGUGGUGUUGAGAGGCGCCAGGAAUAGACAACUAGGCAUAUGGAUUGAGGGGGAACAAGUGGGACUGUUUGUAACACAUUAAUCAUUUAAGUGAUGUGGAAAAUGACUAUAAUUUUUUCAUAGCAUAUGUUGAAUAUCAGAUUUUUUUUUAUCUCUUCUUAUAUUAUGAAUGUAUGUAUAUUAAUUAUGAUGUACUUGUGUGUUGUUUAUUCGAAUGACAUGAGGCAGGUAGUCAGUUCCAGAACCUGCAUUAGGGAAAUGGUGGUUGACAUUACACAAUGCAUCCCAAAUCUGAGGGCCAUGAAUAUGGAACAUUUUAAGAAAAACAGUGCAUACCCCUCAUAUCUGUGCACCCCCACAGAAGCAGACAGCCAAUGGCCUAUACUGCUGAAGCCCAAGGCAGUGGUAAGCAGCGGAAUGUAGUCACUGGUUUCGCUUUAAGAACUUAAGAGGAUGCAGUGAAUACCAGUGAUUUUGAGGAUUCAUGUGAUGAGGCUGGUGAUGGAAAUGGAAUUGAGACUGCAGAUCAUUUAAAAGUCAAAUUUCAUAACAAUAUAUUUAUCAGAAAUUAACCUACAGUGUAUGAAUGUCCAAUCAAGAAGUAGCCAGCCUAAUGUUUAUAGAACUGAAUCAGUGAGUGAAGCACAAAUGAUUUAAAAAACAAAAACAAAUAGAAAAUGUAAUAGAAAGAUGUACAGUCUCAGUGAUCCCCCCUUUUUUUCAUAUAAAUACUUUAUUAUAAAAUUAUUUUAAUUUCUAUGUGUAAACAAGAAUAAAAAUGACUAAAGCCUAUGAUUUCCAAUCAGAAAUAUCUCUAUCUACUUUGGGUGUUUGUUGGUUAUCUAAUUACACCAAAGUUAGGAAAUCCUUAUUGUUGUAUUGAUGCAUUGUUGAUAAGGAAGCAGUUGGAAGUCCAGCUCAUCUCUCAUUUGCUCUGUCAUGGCAUUAAGAGAUGCUAGUAGCAUUUGUUUCUUCCUUUUUUCCUUUUCUUCUUUUCUUGUGUAAUGGUUUCUUCCCUUUCCUGUCUGUCUUUUUGUGUGUUUUUCAUCAUUAUUAUUUUAUUUUAUUUUUUUCAAUGUGCGUAUGACUUUUCUUUUGACAACUUUCCAAACCUAGAGCAGAAAGAUAAUUAGGAUUAAUCAUGUAAAGGAGAUAUAUUUAUAUAGAAUAACCAGUCACAACAGCAUCUGACAUUGUCGUCUCAGUGAUUUUACUCAUAUUGAGUAGGGAUUUUAAUUUCUUCCCCAUAUCAUUAUUUUUUCUUUCUUUCAUGUAAAAGAUAGGCUGGAAAAGGGAAAAUGAUAUCAAAAAUUGUUAAAACCAAAGGAUAAUAAUACCAGGAAAAGGAAGUUGUUGAGAGUAGUUAAUAAAUUUUUUGCCUCUACUUGUAUACACCAUUGUUGGAACAUUUGCCGAGAUAUGUAGUGUCUAUAAUGUCAGUUUGUCUUGUUACAUACUUCAUUAUUCUUUUUUUUUUUCUCUCUCCUCCUCCUUUGUUUGCACUUUCAACAUUACUAUUUUGUGAUUAUUUUUCUGCUUCAUUCAUAUAUGUUUUAAAUAUAACUAUCAUUGUUAUUUUCAUUUUGCUUCCACCCUGAAUGUGGAAAAGACCUCUUGGUAGACUCAUCACACUCAAGACACCUUGACCCCUUAAGAAAGCUCUGUGAUAGUAAAUUACUUUACAGAAGAAUGGCCAUACACUGCAGUCACUAAGACUGAGAAAUUUGAUACUAAGGGAGCUCAUUAGAUAUUAAUGGAGCUGGGGUAUUGUAAGGUGUGGCGUAUGUGGUUUCAUUGAUUUUCUUGUUAAAGAAAUUUAAUAGUGACAGUGGUGUGAGUGAAUCGAUAAGUCCUUUUUCUUUAAGGACUUGUUUUUCAUAGUUCAUAGUAUGACCAAAGUUGGAAUUAAUAAUAGUAAUGAUAGCAAAGAUAAUAUUAAUGUGUAUAGUCAAUAUAUUUUUCAAGUUAUGAUCAUAAAAAUCUUUGGAUUUGAUUUAGUGUUGACAGGGGGAUGGUUUCUGGGUGCCAGUUAUGCAGACUUUGUCCAGAUUUUACAGGAAUUUGGCUUUCACUAUGUAUGUGAUAAUAACCUUAUGAUUGAUUUAUUAUUUCCAUAGCAUUAUUGUGGGCCUAUUUUGAGAUUUUUCCCUUUUUCUAUUUUCUUGGCACUCAGUCCAAAUAGCAGUGGAGAUACCAAGGAAAGCAGUCCAAAAGAAUAUUACUGGCUAAUUAGCACUUGGUCUUAAAACUUUAAUACUUCUCUUUC
This is a messenger RNA of Penaeus monodon (black tiger shrimp), 3834 nucleotides long. RefSeq names its product phosphatidylinositol 4-kinase type 2-alpha-like (gene Pi4KIIalpha). Gene Ontology annotation, molecular function: 1-phosphatidylinositol 4-kinase activity. Gene Ontology annotation, biological process: Golgi organization; phosphatidylinositol phosphate biosynthetic process; endosome organization. NCBI's taxonomy places the organism in Eukaryota, Metazoa, Arthropoda, Malacostraca, Decapoda, Penaeidae. The record is from RefSeq and is a predicted model, not a curated record. Gene Ontology annotation, cellular component: plasma membrane; trans-Golgi network; lysosomal membrane.